Pongo pygmaeus (Bornean orangutan) is the source of this 2140-nucleotide messenger RNA. It is a transcript of the gene VRK1, whose product is annotated as VRK serine/threonine kinase 1. Gene Ontology annotation, molecular function: ATP binding; protein kinase activity. The transcript is spliced from 14 exons. Bases 126 to 1367 code for a protein of 413 amino acids. Gene Ontology annotation, biological process: protein phosphorylation. Lineage: Eukaryota; Metazoa; Chordata; Mammalia; Primates; Hominidae. The record is from RefSeq and is a predicted model, not a curated record.
GCCAAUGGGAAGGCUCCAUACUGCAGGGUGUGAAGGGGCCGGCGCCGCUGCCGAGUUGCGAGUCGGCGAAAGCGGCGGGAAGUUCGUACUGGGCAGAAGGCGACGGGUCUGCGGCUUAGGUGAAAAUGCCUCGUGUAAAAGCAGCUCAAGCUGGAAGACAGAGCUCUGCAAAGAGACAUCUUGCAGAACAGUUUGCAGUUGGAGAGAUAAUAACUGACAUGGCAAAAAAGGAAUGGAAAGUAGGAUUACCCAUUGGCCAAGGAGGCUUUGGCUGUAUAUAUCUUGCUGAUAUGAAUUCUUCAGAGUCAGUUGGCAGUGAUGCACCUUGUGUUGUAAAAGUGGAACCCAGUGACAAUGGACCUCUUUUUACUGAAUUAAAGUUCUACCAACGAGCUGCAAAACCAGAGCAAAUUCAGAAAUGGAUUCGUACCCAUAAGCUGAAGUACCUGGGUGUUCCUAAGUACUGGGGGUCUGGUCUACAUGACAAAAAUGGAAAAAGUUACAGGUUUAUGAUAAUGGAUCGCUUUGGGAGUGACCUUCAGAAAAUAUAUGAAGCAAAUGCCAAAAGGUUUUCUCGGAAAACUGUCUUGCAGCUAAGCUUAAGAAUUCUGGAUAUUCUGGAAUAUAUUCACGAGCAUGAGUAUGUGCAUGGAGAUAUCAAGGCCUCAAAUCUUCUUCUGAACUACAAGAAUCCUGACCAGGUGUACUUGGUAGAUUAUGGCCUUGCUUAUCGGUACUGCCCAGAAGGAGUUCAUAAAGAAUACAAAGAAGACCCCAAAAGAUGUCACGAUGGCACUAUUGAAUUCACGAGCAUAGAUGCACACAAUGGCGUGGCCCCAUCAAGACGUGGUGAUUUGGAAAUACUUGGUUAUUGCAUGAUCCAAUGGCUUACUGGCCAUCUUCCUUGGGAGGAUAAUUUGAAAGAUCCUAAAUAUGUUAGAGAUUCCAAAAUUAGAUAUAGAGAAAAUAUUGCAAGUUUGAUGGACAAAUGUUUUCCUGAGAAAAACAAACCAGGUGAAAUUGCCAAAUACAUGGAAACAGUGAAAUUACUAGACUACACUGAAAAACCUCUUUAUGAAAAUUUACGUGACAUUCUUUUGCAAGGACUAAAAGCUAUAGGAAGUAAGGAUGAUGGCAAAUUGGACCUCAGUGUUGUGGAGAAUGGAGGUUUGAAAGCAAAAACAAUAACAAAGAAGCGAAAGAAAGAAAUUGAAGAAAGCAAGGAACCUGGUGUUGAAGAUAUGGAAUGGUCAAACACACAGAUAGAGGAGGCCAUACAGACCCGAAGUGAGGAGUCCCAAGGAGCAAUACAUCGAAGCAUGUCUCAGCCAGAGGCUAGCAGCAGCAGCUAUGACAUCAUUGAUUGAUUAUGAGCACCAUGCUGUCCCUGACGCUGGUGCCCCUGCUCUUUCCUGGCAGAGCGUAGCAUGCGGCAGUGGGAAAGAAAUGGCCCUGCUUCUCUCACCAGCACUAGGCAGCUGUGAUCAGGCUAACUGCUGCACCCAGAGGUGGAGUCGGAGUAGUAGGUGGGGUGAAAUGUCUUGGUGAGGCAGAAUUCCCAUGCCCCCAGUAGAGAGUCACUGAUUUAUUCCAAACCAAGAAUAGUUAGAUAGGUACUGUCAUAGGGGACUUAGACCAGUAUCACAUACGAUCCUUUUCUAGGAGGCUACUCAUUUGGGACCUGUGUAAUUCCUAGCGGAAAAGACUUUCCAUUUCAGUAUAUCCCAGUGCUCUCCUGCCUAAAGGGUGUAGGUAAUAGGCUUUAAAAAGCAACUCAUUCCUUUGCUUUUCAUAACAUGCGUGACCUCAUCGCUUCCCCCUAAGGAAUGAAUGCUUAUCUAUAUUGCUAAGGUUUAUAUUUGGAGAUAAUGUUUUAAAUUUUACGACAAAUUUAAAUUUUGGAGAGAAAUAUUUCAGUAUUAGUAAAAAUUAGAUACGUUUUAUCAGUCAAAGUAUUUUUAUAUGGCUUAAGAGAAGGUAGGUUUUGUCAGCAUAUUUUUUGACAUAUUAAAAAAUGACCCAAUUUUCUAAGAUUUUCAGGGUAUUAGCAGUCAUACCUUUGUAUGUCAGUUUUAUCUUUGCAAAUCACCAGAGUCAAUUUGAUUUUAAAAUGUUAAUAACUAUAUUUAGGGAUAUUUAU